AGCGUGGGCCCCACCUAUCGUGGGUCCCUGCUACGGCCGUAGUGCGUUUAGCUGGUAGGCUCUGAUCUAGAUGUGCCGGGGUCCGCAGGGUUUGAGGCCCAAGUCCAACCUGGCUUCCCGGGAUGUCGGUGGCCUUCGUACCGGACUGGCUGAAAGGCAAGGCGGAAGUCAAUCAGGAGACGAUCCAGCGGCUUUUGGAGGAGAAUGACCAGCUCAUCCGCUGUAUAGUGGAGUAUCAGAACAAAGGCCGGGCGAAUGAGUGUGUCCAGUACCAGCAUGUGUUACACAGAAAUCUCAUUUAUUUGGCUACCAUUGCAGAUGCCAACCCGACCAGUGCUUCAAAAGCAAUGGAAUAAUCUUUCAGUUGGCUGUCCUGAGGACUUACUGAUUAUAAUCCAUGUCCUAUGAAGUAAAGACAGGAUCUUUACCAACUGAAAUGCUUAAAACUUGAAUGAGCCCUCUGUGGCUCUUUUAAAAAUGUGAAAAUGGGAAGAAAGCUACUAAGUGAACUAUAUUCUCAGUGUAAAUAUUUUAAUAAUUAAGCUCCAGAUGUCCUCUUUCCUGAAAUAGGCAUAUUUGGAUAACAGAGAUAUCAUGGGCAUCUUCAAUUCUACUUUUCAGUUUCAGCCUGAAGAGGAAACUGAUUAGGUGGUGGGGAAUCAAGAGGAACUGGCAAGACUCCUGACUGAGGCCCUGCCUAAUGGAUGUGUAAUUGUGUGCUCCCCCCUCCUCCAGUUUGUAGUUGUGGACCUGGCCAUUUUUGGGUUGCUUUGAAAUAAAGCCUGUCUUUCCAUGAAA
Molecule: messenger RNA, 798 nt
Organism: Mustela lutreola (European mink)
Lineage: Eukaryota; Metazoa; Chordata; Mammalia; Carnivora; Mustelidae
Gene: SS18L2
Product: SS18 like 2
Exons: 3
Coding region: 123-356 (77 amino acids)
Biological process (GO): positive regulation of transcription by RNA polymerase II
Cellular component (GO): nucleus
Molecular function (GO): transcription coactivator activity
Source: RefSeq, a predicted model, not a curated record